UCCCAGACUCGCGUGACGUUUGAAAAUCGCGAAUUGGAUAGCCAGCAACACCUCCAGCCAUGACUGGAUCCUUCCACCAUGGAAGCACUUGGCAGGGUACCAGCUGGAUCAUGCUCACAGAUGUGGUUGGUACAUCAGUGCUCACCUUCGCCGGCGUUGCUCGUCAACUUGGCUGGGUCCUAACGAUUAGCUUCAUCAUCGGCUUGGCGCCAGUGGCUGUCUACACAGCCCUCCUGAUGUCCAGGACCAGCAACAUCUUGGCCAAGGCUGGAGCACGUCCCGCGACCAUGGGAGAGGCUGCUCGGAUGACACUUGGCGGGGACCGAGCUGCCGGAAUGGUUUACUUUGCAGUCUAUGGAUUUGCAUUUUUGGGCAAUGCUUCCUACAUUUUGAUCUUGGGGCAGUGCAUGCAGGGUGUUUUCUUCCAAUCUCAGCUGUGUUUGCCAACCGCAACGGCUGUGGCCUGCGCAUUAUGCGUUCCAAUCUCAGUGUCAGUGAGACACCUCUCUGAGUCCGUGGUUUUAUGCUUCAUCAAUUUGUUCCUCAUUCUUGCAGUUCUUGCAGUGGUCAUGGGCAAGAUGUACUUCGUUGGGCGUCCGAGCCACGUCAAUACCUUCGCCUUUGCUGAAGACCUGUCGUUUUGGGGGGUCUUUGGAGCCGCAUCCAACGUGGUCUAUUCUUAUGCUGGUCACUGGUUGUACUUUGAGCUGAUGGUUGACAUGCAAAAGCCAGAAGAUUUCCCACGAGUCUUCCUGAUCAACGUUCCACUUCAGGUGUGCCUCUACUUGUUGGUGGCUUGCUGGGGUUACCAUUUUGCAGGGGACAAGGCGGAAGGCUAUUUUCUGGACAAUCUGCCGGACAGCGACGCAUUCCGCAUAGCCUCGGCACUGCUGUUUUUGCACGUGCUCAUUGCCUUCCUUGUGAAGAAUGUGGUGCUGGUCCGUGCGGUGCACAAAAUUGUGGCCCCCAGCAGGGUGGACGUGUCCUUGCGCGAGUCAGGCGGCCAGCGGGCACAAGCAGAAUUUGCCACUUGCGCAGUACUGCUUCUAUGUGCUUAUUGGGCGGUCGCCAAUGCCAUUCCCUUCUUCUCUGAUUUCCUGGCCUUGGUAGGCAGUUUGCUUAGCGGACCAAUCUCCUUUGUUCUGCCCGCGGUUUUUCUGAUGGGCGCGUUGCAACGGGAAGCUGGCUCCUCUUCUGCUGCAGGAACCUUCGAAUUGAGUCAGCGCAUGGAAGGCCAGCCUGAUGCGGCGAUGUCGAGGAUGUCGAGUUUCUCUUCGCAAUGCCGGGAUGCUGGUCGCAGACUAACCAGGUUCGAUUUCGUGGCUUGUGCCAUCAUCACUGGUUUCAUCCUACUGAGCAUGGUCUUCGGGACGACCAACACCAUUGGAGACAUCGGACGUCGCAUCGGUAGGUAUGGUGCGCCUUUCGCCUGCCAACCACGUGUUCAUCCGGAAAAGUUGGCCAUGUUGGAACUACUUUUCUGAGGGCCAGCCAUCCUUCUGGAAAGAUGAAGGUCAUCCCCCAUUGGCCAUUAGUAUCCUUUUAGAUCAGCAACACUUUCCAAAAUACACAAAAUGUCAGACGUCAGAUUUUCGGAGAGCUCCAUUGUGACAUAGUUAGAUUUUAAGAUCUCAUGAUUUGCGCAGUAGUUUUGUGAUUGAUUUCGGAUUCACGCAGAACCGGCGCCAUUUGACACCCACAAAUGUGGGCAUGUAGCUUGAGGUUUCUGGCAG
Messenger RNA from Cladocopium goreaui, 1733 nucleotides. The record is from the annotation of a GenBank genome assembly. Lineage: Eukaryota; Dinophyceae; Suessiales; Symbiodiniaceae.